AUGGCUGGGAAGGAAGAUAAUCGAAUAUUUGUGGGAGGUUUAUCUUGGGACGUCACGGAGCGUCAACUCGAGCAUGCCUUUGCUCGUUACGGCAAAAUUCUCGAAUGCCAGAUUAUGAUGGAAAGGGAUACAGGCCGUCCCCGUGGAUUUGGGUUUAUCACAUUUACAGACCGUAGGGGAAUGGAGGAUGCAAUUAAGGAAAUGCAUGGACGGGAAAUUGGUGAUCGCAUCAUCUCUGUCAACAAGGCACAGCCUAAGAUUGGGGGUGAAGAUGUAGAUCAAGGUUAUAGAGGCAGCUAUUCAUCAGGUGGUAGGGGAAGCUAUGGUGCUGGAGAUAGGUUAGGGCAGGAUGACUGCUUCAAAUGUGGGCGUCCAGGACACUGGGCCCGAGAUUGUCCUUUGGCAGGAGGUGGUCGUGGUCGUGGUGGUAGUUCAUUUUCUUCACGUCCUAGGUUUGUAGCUGCUGGUGGACAUGGGGAUCGCCUUGCUGGUGAACGUGAUCGAUAUGUGGAUGAUCGUUACGAUGGAGGACGCUAUGGAGAUAGGGAUCGUUUUGACAAUCGUGACUACAAAUAUGGCAGCCGUGAUCGCUAUACCAGUGACAGGUAUCCAACCAGUGCUGAUCGAUUUGCAAGCGAUCGAUAUGGCGGUGGCUCAGAUCAUUACCCACAAAAUGGUUAUGGAAAGGAAAGAGGGUAUGACCGAUACGGUGGUCCACGAGGUGGUGCUGACAGGUAUGGAAGUGGAAUGGCAGGUCGAGAUGAAGGAAGGAGUUAUAGGGGCAGACCUGGUCCAUAUGACCGCCCAAGCAGGGGUUCUCGUCCAUCACUGGACCGUUACUGA
Messenger RNA from Sphenostylis stenocarpa, 843 nucleotides. NCBI's taxonomy places the organism in Eukaryota, Viridiplantae, Streptophyta, Magnoliopsida, Fabales, Fabaceae. The record is from the annotation of a GenBank genome assembly.